Exophiala viscosa is the source of this 1872-nucleotide messenger RNA. RefSeq names its product putative MFS multidrug transporter. Lineage: Eukaryota; Fungi; Ascomycota; Eurotiomycetes; Chaetothyriales; Herpotrichiellaceae. Gene Ontology annotation, biological process: transmembrane transport. The transcript is spliced from 3 exons. Gene Ontology annotation, cellular component: membrane. Bases 48 to 1775 code for a protein of 575 amino acids. The record is from RefSeq and is a predicted model, not a curated record. Gene Ontology annotation, molecular function: transmembrane transporter activity.
AAGUCAUAGCACCGCGAAGCAACAUCCCUUUCCUUCGAAAGUGCGAAAUGUUUUCCUCUCUGAUCACUCUACCAACUUGGAGCAUAACUGCAAGGCAUAGUUACCAAGUAACCCUGCUAAAGUUCGCCUUUGAAAUGGCUACCAACGGGUCUGAGGGCUGGCACGACGAAACACAAUCUUCACCAAGCAUCGGCACACGAUUUUCCAGCCACCAAUCCAACAUCAAUAAAGAGGAUCCCGGGAAUACUAUCAAUCAAUUGCCUCAGAAAGAUCCUACCGACGAGUGUGAGAAGAGUCUUGAGAAAUCCCUAACAAGAGUCAGCAGCAUGAGAAGCCGAGUCCAGGCCACCAUUCACCCAGAAAGCGACCUUGAACGCGGUCUCGUGGGCUGGGAUGGCCAAGAUGAUCCUCAGAAUCCCAUCAACUUCCCACGCCAACGGAAAUGGGGACUGUUAGGCUUGGUGAGCGCUAUCACCUUUGUUUCGCCGCUUGCGUCUAGCAUGUUCGCGCCGGCCGUAAGCUUCAUGGGCAAAGACUUCGGAGAGAGUUCGGAAUUAGUGCUGUCUUUCACCGUGAGCGUUUACCUUCUCGGCUAUGUUUUUGGGCCCUUAGUCCUGGCACCGAUGAGCGAGAUCUAUGGCCGUCGAAUCGUCCUCAGCGCAGCCAACUGGUUCUUCGUCGUCUGGCAGAUUGGGUGCGCACUCGCCCCAAACAUUGGUCUUCUUAUCUUCUUCCGAUUCAUGGCCGGCAUUGGGGGUUCAGGCUGUCUCACACUUGGAGCUGGCGUGAUUUCAGACUUAUUCAUUGUCGAGGAGCGCGGUCUCGCAACUGCCAUCUGGUCCCUCGGGCCGCUUCUUGGGCCAGUUGCUGGACCAAUCUGUGGAGGCUUCAUUGCUCAACAGGCCGGCUGGCGAUGGGUAUUCUGGGUCUUGUUGAUCGCGUCAGGGGUGACUUCGCUAGGGAUCGAGCUCCUCAAUAAGGAGACCUAUGCUCGAGUCCUCAUCCGCUGGAAGACAGAACGACUUGCGAAAGUACUCGGCCGCUCUGAUCUCCGAAGCUGCUACGACAAAGACGAUGCGCCUAACACCGCCACACAAAUCCUCCUCGCCGGGUUGGCCCGCCCACUCAUGAUGUUCGUCAAGUCCCCGAUUGUCGCCCUGCUCUCCGUGUACAUGGCCAUAGUCUAUGGCUUGCUCUACCUUCUGUUCACCACCAUCACCUUUGUCUUCAGUGGCCAAUACGGGUGGUCCCCUGAACUCACCGGCCUUGCGUACCUCGGCGUGGGCAUCGGCUUCUUCCUAGGCUUAGCCACAAUGGCCCUCACCUCGGACAAGAUGGUCGUCAAAUUGACUAAACGUAACAACGGCAAAUUUGAACCCGAGAUGCGGCUUCCCACCAUGAUCUUCUUCGCGUUCUUCAUCCCUAUCAGCUUUUUCUGGUAUGGAUGGUCUGCCGACAAGAAGGUCUUCUGGGUCGUACCUAUUAUCGGGAUGAUUCCGUUCAGUUUCGGGAUGAUGGGGAUCUUUUUGCCGAUUCAGACAUACCUGAUUGACUGCUACACCGGAUACGCAGCCAGUGCAGUGGCGAUCUUGACAGCUUCCAGGUCAUUGUUAGGGGCUUUGCUACCCCUUGCUGGGGGGCCGAUGUAUCAGAAAUUAGGUCUCGGCUGGGGAAACUCGUUACUGGGCUUUAUUGGGUUGGCAUGCAUUCCGAUUCCGAUCUUCUUUACCAAGUACGGAAAGUCCCUCAGGGAGAAGUAUCCCUUAGAGUUGUGAUAUGGUUGGAACAUAAAAGAGUGCUUCCAUUGCUAAAUUUCUCGAUUCCAUAGCUAUAUAUGCAAAAUGGCCAGGCAGAGGCCAGAUCGUCGUUGGA